UUUCACGUACUCAUGAGCAUUUAUGCUGAAAAUUUUGCAGGGCAUGGAUACACAAAGACCAGAAUAAAAACAUAUACAAUAGCAGGCAGCUCAAGCAUACUUAUGCUAUGUCUGCUUUUGUUUGCAUUUUGGUUGGGCUACAAGAAGUACGGAUGCAAAAAGAAAUCAAAGGAAAUGGCAAGGAUUGAGUCCAUCCUACAAAAGAAUGGAACCAUACAUCCAAAAAGAUACGCUUAUGCACAAGUGAAAAGAAUGACAAGAUCUUUUGCUGAAAAGCUAGGUCAAGGUGGAUUCGGUGCUGUAUACAGAGGCAGCUUCUCUGAUGGACGUCAGAUAGCAGUGAAGAUGCUAAAGGACUACAAGACUGAUGGGGAGGAUUUCAUCAAUGAAGUGGCUAGCAUUAGUAGAACUUCUCAUGUCAACGUCGUUACUCUCAUUGGAUUUUGCUUGGAAGGAUCCAAAAGGGCACUAAUUUAUGACUAUAUGCCUAAUGGUUCACUUGAACAGUAUGCUUUCAAGGACAACUCUAAAGGUAAAAUUAUUCUAGGUUCGGAGAAAUUAUUCGAUAUAGCAGUUGGCAUUGCUCGAGGACUUGAAUAUCUCCAUCGAGGAUGCAAUACUCGCAUCGUGCAUUUUGAUAUCAAACCCCACAACAUUUUGUUGGAUCAAGAUUUUUGUCCUAAGAUAUCUGAUUUUGGAUUGGCCAAGCUGUGCCUCAAUAAAGAAAGUGCUAUUUCCAUUGGUGGUGCUAGAGGGACAAUAGGCUAUAUUGCCCCUGAGGUCUAUUCGAAGCAAUUCGGAGCAGUAAGUAGCAAAUCUGACGUCUACAGUUAUGGAAUGAUGGUCCUUGAGAUGGUUGGGGCAAGGGAUAAGAAUAUCAGUGCAAACAGUGAAUCUAGCAGCCAAUAUUUCCCACAAUGGAUUUAUGAAAAUUUAGAUGAAUAUUGUGUUAGUGCUUCUGAAAUUAAUGGUGAGAUCACAGAGACUGUAAGGAAGAUGAUAGUGGUUGGUCUGUGGUGCAUACAGUUAAGUGCUACUGACCGUCCAACAAUGACUAGAGUCGUCGAGAUGCUAGAAGGGAGCACAAGUGUCCUUGAAUUGCCACCAAAGGUGUUGUUUAGUUGAUAAUCAUCAUCAACCAAUAUGUUAAUAUAGAUGCUGAGCACUUGCUCCAGUAUUGCACCAUUGUAAGGAGCUGAAAAUUUCAAGAUUUCCAUAUAAUGUUGUAAAUUGUGUGCAAGUCGCCUACCAAAUUGUGCACUUGCUUAUCAGGCCGUUGGGGCUUUAUCUGUAUAUAUGGGUCAUCCUCGGCCAAUAAUUUCUGGACAAAA
Molecule: messenger RNA, 1331 nt
Organism: Lolium rigidum
Lineage: Eukaryota; Viridiplantae; Streptophyta; Magnoliopsida; Poales; Poaceae
Product: LEAF RUST 10 DISEASE-RESISTANCE LOCUS RECEPTOR-LIKE PROTEIN KINASE-like 2.1
Exons: 2
Coding region: 13-1125 (370 amino acids)
Biological process (GO): protein phosphorylation
Molecular function (GO): protein kinase activity; ATP binding
Source: RefSeq, a predicted model, not a curated record